Chondrus crispus (carragheen) is the source of this 357-nucleotide messenger RNA. RefSeq lists its product as hypothetical. The record is from RefSeq and is a predicted model, not a curated record. The coding region runs from base 1 to 357 and encodes 118 amino acids. NCBI's taxonomy places the organism in Eukaryota, Rhodophyta, Florideophyceae, Gigartinales, Gigartinaceae. The transcript has a single exon.
AUGCUGGCGGCGCCUGCAGAGUGCUGGGAGGAAUUCCGGGUGGUGUUUGCGGCGCGGGAGGGCGUGAAGUACGUGACGAUCGUGGUGGCGGGGAAGGAUGACCGGUUUUGGGCGGGGGAUUAUGGAGCCAAAGUUAGUGAGUGUGCUGUCAGGGUACUGGGCGGGGCGGAGGAGAGGGGCGAGAUGGGGCCGGAGGAGGUGGCAGCUGCGGAGGUGGAAGGCAGGGAUGAGCUGAAUCGGAGGCUGUUCCGGACGCAGGAGGGGCCAAGGCGCGAGGGCCGUCGGCUAAGGUUCAGGGUGAAUGAUGGUGAGAUUGAUUGGAGGUUUGGGGGGAGCGGGUUGAGGCGGGGCUGGUAG